GUUGGGAACGGUGCGAAACGUGACGUUUCAGUUACCUUUAUUAAAAUAAGUCACGCCCGGGCGAAGCGACGAGUCGAACAACUUUCUCACAGAAAUAGAUCGAUUUUCACACGUUCGAUCUACCUGGAAGAUCCGCGAACAGUAUGUUCCACAGAAUAUGGGGACUAUUUCACAUUACGGACUUCCAUACGUUGAUUCGACCGUACGUUCUCCUCACUUUAAUCACCGGAUACUUUCCUUACAAGGUCGCCUCGGCUACGUUCACGUUCUCCAAAAUACGUUUCGUUUGGUCUACGGUAAUGGUGAUCGCCUGUACGCUCCUGUCGUCGUUCAGCUUGUAUUGGAUAUAUUAUGUGAACCGGAACGAUGAAACUUCCAACCAGAUGUACCUGACAUUCAUGUACACUUUCGGCAUUGUUCUCAUCUGGAGUAGUUACGUGUCAUUGCCAUCGAAGUUGCAUCUGCUUCGGAUAUUGUCGGACACGUCCCGCGUAUUAUCCCCCGAAGCGUUUAACAACGCCAAAUGGAUAUUGUUAUUUGAUGUCCUGAGGACGAUCAUAUAUAUAUCGUUCCUAUUAAAUUCUGAUCCAUACACUUUGCCAUGUUACCUCGACUUGGUCGGUUUCUACAUGUUCUUCGUAGGUCUGUUGGGGAACAUAACGUUCAACAUCUGUCUGUUCGUACUGAGAUUAUGCUUGGUUAAGGUGAACGCGACUCUGACGGAUUUGAAGCAGACUCUAACCAACGACGAGCCUCACUUGCUCAGAAGAAUUUAUCACACGCAAAAGAAUCCCGCGUUGCUCACGAAAUUGAAAACCAUUAGGAAACACCAUCUGAAGCUUGGCACAGCGAUCGGAACGUUGAACGAAGUGUUCGGCUCGGAUAACGUUGUUAUUAUUACAAUAACGGUGAUAGAUAUGACCUUUAAAUUAUACACUUAUUUGGUGCACAACACCGACGAAGGUAAGAUCGUAACAGUGUGGUCGGAGAACAUCGAGUACCUAUUUUACCACAGUUUCAACCUGAUCGUGCUGACAAUCUCGUGCGAGAUGAUAAAAGACCAAGGGAAACGCGUUGGCUUCAAUAUUCAUCGAAUCCUCUUGAUUACUUUCGACGAACAAGUAUCCACGGAGUUGGAGUUGUUCUCUAUGCAAGUCAUUCAGCAAAAUCACACGAUACUAGCGAAGGGAUUGGUGUUGGACGUGACCCUCCUGACAAAGGUAGUCGGUGUCAUCACGACGUAUUUACUGAUACUAAUACAAUUCCUGCUUGUGAAACCCUGCUGA
This is a messenger RNA of Nomia melanderi (Alkali bee), 1286 nucleotides long. RefSeq lists its product as uncharacterized. The record is from RefSeq and is a predicted model, not a curated record. Gene Ontology annotation, biological process: male courtship behavior; sensory perception of taste; chemosensory behavior. NCBI's taxonomy places the organism in Eukaryota, Metazoa, Arthropoda, Insecta, Hymenoptera, Halictidae. Gene Ontology annotation, cellular component: membrane; dendrite; neuronal cell body.